AGAGCUCUUGCGUAAUGUCAUAGUUUUCUUCCCUCUGUAAAUCACUCUCGAUAUUCAUUAAUCUUUUAGAGCUCUGGUAAACGGUUCCAUUUCUCAGCUCCCCAAAAUUCUGUGAAGCUUUUUUUAUCUUCUGUGAUGGCGGUGAAGACUGUUGAAAGGAUUUUGCCAGAGGAAUUGAUGAAAUUGCUUCUAUCUUUAGCAAAAAAAUGGGGAGAUGUGUGGGAUCUAAAGAACUUGAAAGUUCAUCAUUUAAGUGGUGCUAUGACUAAUGAGGUAUAUAGGAUAAGUUGGCCUACUAAGAACGAAAACGUAUCGAGGAGAGUUUUGGUUCGAAUGUAUGGUGAAGGAGUAGAGAAAUUCUUCAAUAGGGAUGAAGAGAUUAGAGCUUUUGAGUGCUUGUCAAAGAAGGGUCAAGGACCUAAGCUUCUUGGUCAGUUUUCAAAUGGUAGAGUUGAAGAGUUUAUUCAUGCAAGGACACUAUCUGCCGAAGAUCUUCGUGACUCAGAGAUCUCUUCUUCAAUAGCUGCAAAACUGAGAGAGUUUCAUAACCUUGACAUGCCUGGUUCAAAGAAUGUCAUUUUAUGGGACCGUCUCAGAAAGUGGCUAAAUGAGGCGAAAGGUCUGUGCUCCCCUGAACAUCUAAAGGAGUUCUCGUUAGGUAAUCUAGAGAAGGAAAUCAGCUUAUUGGAGAAGGAACUUCCAACAGAGUCUCAAGAGAUUGUCUUUUGCCACAAUGACAUGCAGUAUGGUAAUAUAAUGGUGGACGAAACAACGAAGGCCAUUACUAUCAUUGACUAUGAGUAUGGUGGUUAUAAUCCAAUUGCUUAUGAUUUGGCGAACCACUUCUGUGAAAUGACUGCAAAUUAUCAUACUGCUACCCCUCAUAUCAUGCACUUCAAUACUUACCCUGAUUUAGAGGAACGACAGCGAUUUGUACGUGCAUAUCUCAGUUCUUCUGGCCAUCAACCCAGUGAUGAGGAAGUAAAGAAACUUACUGACGAAGCAGAGAAAUAUACGCUUGCCAAUCACUUAUUUUGGGGAUUGUGGGGAGUCAUCUCGGCAUAUGUUAAUAAUAUUGAGUUUGACUACAUGGAAUAUGCGAGGGGAAGGUUCAAACAAUAUUGGUUGAGAAAACCUGAACUCUUAGGUGCUUCAGAUGACUUGUUGCGUGUGGAUGGUUCAGCUGAACCAAAACCACAUUCUCCCCAAUUGCUUGAUGUCAAAACAUGUACGUAAACAACGUAGACGUUAAAAGCCUUGAUAAUUAAUAGGCCUAUGUCUUAUAAUGAGUGGAGCAUUUAGAGAGUUCGAUGUUUCAUAGAAUAUGUUGAUAGGCUAUUAUUGAGGUUAAGUAUCUGAUGUACUGUUACGAGUGAAUGUUGUCACAACCACAAAUAUAUUGUCCAGUUUCAAUAAUUGCAAGUCUCUUUCUCAA
This is a messenger RNA of Lycium ferocissimum, 1435 nucleotides long. Its product is annotated as probable choline kinase 1. The record is from RefSeq and is a predicted model, not a curated record. Gene Ontology annotation, cellular component: cytoplasm. Lineage: Eukaryota; Viridiplantae; Streptophyta; Magnoliopsida; Solanales; Solanaceae. The coding region runs from base 136 to 1236 and encodes 366 amino acids. The transcript is spliced from 8 exons. Gene Ontology annotation, biological process: phosphatidylcholine biosynthetic process; phosphatidylethanolamine biosynthetic process. Gene Ontology annotation, molecular function: ethanolamine kinase activity; choline kinase activity.